Messenger RNA from Dermacentor andersoni, 5331 nucleotides. RefSeq names its product sodium-coupled monocarboxylate transporter 1-like. NCBI's taxonomy places the organism in Eukaryota, Metazoa, Arthropoda, Arachnida, Ixodida, Ixodidae. The record is from RefSeq and is a predicted model, not a curated record. Gene Ontology annotation, cellular component: membrane. Gene Ontology annotation, biological process: sodium ion transport; transmembrane transport. Gene Ontology annotation, molecular function: symporter activity.
GUUUUUGUUUCGGAACGUAAGAAGUCGACGCACUGCGGUCAACGUAAGCACAAGACAGGUCCAAGUCAAAGCCACACACGGCGUUUCUAUUGGAACGAGGAGCAGAAGCUGCCGCACACGCCGAAUGAUGUUCUCCUGACGCGGCGCGACCCUUCACCAUCGCCUGGGGUUACAUUACGCGCUUCUCUUGUCGCAACAGUCCGUGUAACGUUGCUCCGUCCGGUGUCGGGAUGCGUGAGUGAAAUUGAUUCGUUCUCUGGCAAGAGAAUUGCGGCGGUUUGUUUCGUUGCGCGCGGGAACUUCUCGAACGAAGACGAAGUUCGGUGAGGCUGAUCGUCUUUGCGCAUCUUGGCAUUGAGUUCAUUGACAUUGUGUGACUCCGAUGUCUGCCAAGACCUGUUCGCAGGCGCAGGUCUCCUUCGCAUUGCCCGUUUAGGUGCCCAGUUUCGUUUCGGCGCCCGUACCAUUAGAAAUCUGCAAUCGAACAUGGAAGACGUGCCUAGGUUUACGGUAGCGGACUACAGCGUGAUGUGCCUGAUGCUGUGUGUGUCUUCGGGCAUCGGUAUCUACUUUGCCUGGCGCGACCGGCGUGAUGUGUCGAACAAAUCGUUUCUCAUGGGCAACCGCGAGUUGGGAGUGUUCCCUGUGGCAAUGUCGUUGAUGGCGAGCUUCCAGUCGGCGACCACGGUGUUAGGCUAUCCCGCCGAAAUGUAUUACAAGGGGACCCAGUUUUGGGUGGCCAUCUUCGGACUGGCCAUUUCCAACGUGAUUGCCGCCGAACUUUUUCUGCCUGUGCUGUACAAUCUCCACAUGACCAGCGUCAACACGUACCUGGAGAGGCGUUUUUCGGGCGCUGUCAGGACGUUAGGCUCACUAUCCUUCAUAACAAAUACGUUAUUAUACAUGGGAGUCGUCCUAUACGGGCCCUCAGUCGCGUUAGAGUCAGUGACGGGCCUUCCUGUCUGGGCAUCUAUUCUCUUCCUCGGAUUGAUUUGCACGUUUUAUACUGUGCUGGGCGGCAUGAAGGCGGUCGUGUGGACGGACACUUUUCAGAUGACCGUCAUGGUGCUGGGACUGACCACAGUCGUUGUUCUGGGCGUCAUCAAGGUCGGAAGCUUAGAGAAGGUGUGGACGACAGCGGAAGAAGGUGGCCGCAUACAAUUUCUAAACACGCAGUUGGACACGCAGUCGUCGGUCUCCCUGUGGAACGUGCUGCUGGGGACCACGUUCAUCUGGCUGGCCUCGUACGGCACCAGCCAGACGCAGGUGCAGCGCUUCUGCAGCGUCCCCAGCCUCAGGGAAGCCAAGAUGGCGCUCUAUGUGAACAUUCCCGGAGUGAUGCUCAACAUCAGCCUGGGCUGCGUUGCCGGACUCGUGAUCUAUGCAAACUAUCCCGACUGUGAUCCCCUCAAGUCCGGCAAGAUCUCCAAGUCGGACCAGCUCAUCCCGUUCUUUGUGAUGAAGACGCUCAGUGUAGUGCCUGGCCUUCCCGGCCUCUUCGUAGCUUGCGUAUUCAGCGGAGCUCUCAGUACGCUGUCAUCGGGCUUCAAUUCGCUUGCGGCAGUCACGUGGGAAGACUUCAUAAGAAAGUGGUCGCAUGUCAGCGAGAAGAAGGCGGCCAUUAUCACCAGGGGCGUCGCAUCUGCUUACGGGAUUCUCACAAUCGGGCUGGCGUUCCUGGCUGGAAGCAUUGGCUCUAUACUCAAGGCGGCCUUCGCUAUGUCUGGAGCCCUGUCGGGACCGCUCCUGGGAGUCUUCGUGCUGGGUAUGCUGCUGCCUUCCUGCAAUGGCAAAGGCGCCUUGAGUGGCCUGCUGCUCGGCCAGGUGCUCUGCUUGUGGGUGGUCGUGGGUUCGCUGUCCAGCGUGCCCUUGAACGAGGACCUGCCCACGUCGACCGCUGGCUGCGUGCGACACGAUAACGCCACGGCGCACGACUUGUUUGGCGGAGUAGAUGCCAUGGACGAGAUUGCCGUGGAUCGCCCAAAGGGUAUCGAGUUGCUGUACCGGCUGUCGCAUCUGUUGGUGCCCGUGCUUGGAUUCGUCGUGACCGUCUUCACGAGUAUCGUCGUCAGCCUCUUUACAGGAAUGAACGAGGGACGACUCCACGACCCGGAGCUUUUCACCCCAUGCGUCUCCAAACGCUUUACCGCGCCCGAUGACAAAGAGGCCGGAAAGUCCAUGGUCACAGUCGACGGCUUCAACGAUCCCAGCAUCCGGGACCAACCGGAAGUCAGCAUAUCAAACGUGUCCAAAGACCGCGCGAGCACGAACUUGUAACCAUUGCCUUCCGCGUAGCUGUAGUAGUGCCAAUAACGUUCAUUCCUUUGUGCACGCGCGCAUUUUCGUCGGAGGACCGAACGAUUCUCAUCGCUCUGGAUUGACAGUGGCUGUCUUGCGUACGACUCCUCUGGACCAAGCUGUGAUCUUCAUAGCAACACUUGUUUUUUACUGUUUGCUGCGACAGUUUACGUGUUACAGACCAUAUUAUCUCAGUUGAACAGACCUUCUUGGUGCUGUUGUGCAAUGCUAUUGGGUUGUUAGGAAUUGUAAUGCGCUGGUAUUUGUAAUAUGUUUGUUGUUAAAGAUGUUCGAACUGUGACAGCUCGCAGUAUAACUGCGAAUUGGGGCGAUCUCUGCUUGACUUCUGUAUGUCCAAUUUUCUUUCUGUAACCCUCGAGCUCAGUGGUCGUCGAGCUGUAUAGUCUAUACAACUCGUACAAUGAGAACCACUGGGCACACAGACUACACGCUGUUUCGCAAUUUAUUGUCACAAUGGAUUUGUGUGAAAAACGGCGUUAUGCGGCCGUGAUAGUGUCACAACGCCACUUUGUGCCGUCAACACUUCAGAGCAGCUUCUCGGUACAUUGCGCUAGCACAAAAUAGAUUUUCUAGCGUAGCCUUCGACUAAAUGAAAGCGUAGACAAAAGCACCGGCGCUGAUGGCGACAUUUUGUGACGCUGUGCUCUAAGCCAGAGCGCGCGGAAUUCUUGUUGCCAUGACCGACCGUGCUCCGUUCAUUUGCCGGUGUAAAUGUGUCGGCAGCGAAUAUUCAUCGCGAUGGUAUUUCCGUAGUUCUGGAAGGUAAGGUUCCUGGAACCCGCGAAUCUUUUGGGGGACAUUAGAGUUAAUAAAAUUUUGUGAUUUUACGUCCCGAAACAGCGAACUUGUUUCGAGGCACGCUAUAGUGGGGAACGCCGGAUUAGUUUGGACCACCUGAGGUGGUUUAACGUGUACCCAAUACACGGUACACUCGAGCGGUUUUUUUUUCUUCAUUUUUUGCACCUCGAAGCUUAACCGGUCGCGCAGCGUACGGAGGUCGAGCGACUUGUCCGGAACGCGCGAGCCGUGUGCGCCCAACUGCGCUGGCGACACCUAGCGAUAACACGUGGUGCAAACCAACCGAAUGUGAGGUGAAAGCAUAUUUAGCGCCAGCAAACAAGGACGGAAGGGAGACGACACCACAAUGCGCUCACUCUCUCUUCCGUCUUCGUCUCCCUUCCGUCCUUGUUUGCUGGCACUGAAUAUGCUUUCAGUUUACCAACACGCCCAACAAAUGGGAAUAUGAGGAGCAUGCGCGGCUGUACUUGCGAAAUACUCUGCUCUCGACGUUCUGCAUUAAAAAGUAUAAGUUGCUUUGAGAAUUUAGGCCAAUUUAGGUCCAGAUAAAGCGUAAUAAACGAAGCCACAAUAACGUUAACGUAUGAAGCCCCGAGCAUGAAGAUCAGACAAAUCCAUGCACUAGCCAUCAUUCCCGUGGUGGCUGAACGAUCGAAGCGUCAGAUUGGAUAAACUUUACUAAAUGUCCUGCAGGACGCAUGUCAGCGCGCAGUGGGCUUCUCCCACGCAGGGACUGACAGGAAGUACCUGUUUAGUAAUUGCAGGAAACUAUAUGGGCGGAGAGAAGACAGCGUAUCUCGUAGAUGUAUAGCAGCACAUGCUCACAUUAGGCCAGUUUUGCACCAGGUGUCGCCAGUGCGGUCCGGCACACUGCUCGCGCGUUCUGUACGAGGGCCCUGACCUCUGUGCAAUUUGUUUUAGAGGUGCGGCAAUUGCCACACUGAGAUUGGUGUUGAUUUGGUUGAUGAGUGCGACGACAGAGUACGGCACUUGUUACUAGAGGUGAACAAACUUGUGCAUGGAUUUAGAAGCACGCUCAUAUAGGUUGGAAUAGGUUGGCUUCGGUUGAAAUUGGCUAGGUUGUAGGAUACGAAGAAGUUAGGUUGGGGUUCGUUCGGUUAAGUAGGUCAGGCUGGCAUAACAGUGGUUAAGUGGGGUUAACUUAGCGGAGGCAUACUGGCAUGAAUGCAUAUCGGAAGGCGCAGAGCGCGAGCGGCAGCUAGUAGCGAUAUCUUUUGAGGCUGAUUUCAACAAAGUUCGCGUAGCCGUAAGCUUCGAUAUUAGAUGGUGCAUGGUGCGUUCGCCGCCCGAUCUCUGAGGCAGCGGCAGAACCUUCACUGGAAUGACCGACUGUGUUAUUCCUUCGUUUACCUAGACAUGUCGGAAGCGAGUAAUUGCCAAGAUAAUGUUUUUGCACCUUUUCUCUUUUAAGGUUAAGGGUCAUUCAACACAAGAACUGGUGUUAUGGUAGACGCUGUCGCGAUGUGUUAUCGGUACGAGCGCUGCUUUUCUCGAAUACCUAUUCCAGUACUGUUACAUUAGUGCGUGUGCUAAGGUAUACGCUAUGCUACACUUUCAAAUGUACUGCCUCUCGUGAGGUUGCGGUUUUUCACUGACAUGUACUGCGCCUGUACCAGUGCCUGCUAAAAAUGUCCGUAGAGUGCAUUAGAAAUAGUAUGUUCUGACACUGUCUCUUUUCUCUCGCGGCAAAAAAAAAAAAAGUGCAGUUGUAUAUUUCAAAUAUUAUAUCGGUACUGUCAGCAGAGCGCGAACACGGUCUGUAGCGUUCUUAGAGCUCCGGUGGACCAUCCUGUGUUCGAACCUUUAGCGCACCAUUAUAUUGCAGCUGUGUUGUACAUACUAUUUUUCUACGGUGAGCGACCACAUACUUAAAAAGAACAUACACUUGUUUCGUCUACAUUAUUUACAUUGCUUUCUGCGCAACAGCUUUUCCACAUUUUUGCGCUGCUCAUUGCGUGUUUAGUCACGUCGGAAAGAUUCACUGUUUUCUUUUUUUUUUUUUAUGACUGGCAUUUCUUGGAGUGACGAGUGAACGUGGUUUGCAUACCGAGCGUGUGUGUUCAGUUACUUGAACCGCGCAGUGAAUGAGAAAACAUCAUAUAAGCUCACAAAUGACUCAUGAAAUGUUCACCCAUCUUUGUCAGCGUCCUGCCCUAUAUAUAAGAAAUUAAACUGUCACUCUUUCGUCGCGAA